CGAGUCUCUCCUUAUGAGCCUCUACCGGCGGUCUUUCAUACAGUUGGCGGAGCUGGACGGCUUGUUGGCGCGUGCAGUACAUUUUCAGUCGUGUGAAAUCAACCUGAAACGACGCCGGUCGGUUCCUGCUGCUUGAAAAUGAGGAUUGAGUCCAUAGCUGCGCUUCUUGUUUGCCUCUGCCUGUGGAUACCUGCUGCUCAGUCGUACUCUUCCUCUGCUACUCCACCUGAGGAUGAGGACACAUCAGGAGAUGAUUGGGAGCUCUCUGGGUCAGGCUCAGAAGAUGAAGGUUCUGAAAUUCCCGAAGACUUAAUUCCCACUAAGGUGUCAACAGUAGCAAUCACAAAUACAACAAAAAUAGCCUGGGUCACAGAUGCUCCGGUUAAAGUUCCAGAACAGACAGUCACCCAACUGUCCUCAAAAGUCAUCCCCCUUGCUGAUGUUGAAACAGCAGGCCCCACCACCAAGGCUCCUCUGCUGCACACCACCAAAAUACCAGAGACUUCGCCGUCUCCAACCUCUGUUGAGUCACUUAUCCAUAUUAAAGAAGUAUCUGGCGAUGAAACCACAACAAUCCAUCAUGUAGACUUAGACAUUACCACCCUUCCAGAUGAGAAGCUGCCUGUGGUGCCUGUAACUACAGAACGUUCUACUAUUACUACUCCCCCUGUUGACGUUAAGGAAGAAACUACAGUGCAUGUUGUGCUGGAUAAGGAGGAAGAUGGAACUAUAGAUCCAGUUGUAGUUGCUGACCAAUCAACUGAUGCUCCUGACAUGGAGACCACACCAUUGCCUCUGACCACAAUGUCAGCUAAAGAGGUAGCUGAUCCUGAAGCUUCAGGUGAUAUUGUGAAGUCUACAACAAUUCAGGCCACUGUUGACGACGGCUUUAUUGAGAAAAACAUGAUUCCAGACGUGAACCGUGGGACUGACACACAAAUCCCGGACGAUAGUGACUUUGAUUUUGGAAAUGAGAUCAGACCUGGUUCACGAGCAAAUCUCCCUGAGUCUUCUCUGGGUGCCUCAUCUGAUGGUGGGAGUUUACUGGAGAGAACGGAGGUCCUGGCAGGUGUCAUCGCAGGUGGCUUGGUUGGCCUGGCUUUUGCCAUCAUGCUCGUGGCUCUUAUGGUCUACCGCAUGAAGAAGAAGGAUGAGGGUAGCUAUUCGCUGGAUGAACACAAACACCCUAACGGAGGCUACCAGAAGCCAGUGGCACAGGAGGAGUUCCUGGCAUAAAGACUGUUAAACACACUGUCUCAUCUCUUGUUCUAUGCUUGACUGCCACUUAAAACUUCCUCACUCACCAGAUUCCAUUUGCUUGGUGACACUUUGUUUUAAAUCCAUGCUGGAUGUGCAACGUAGAUCGGAUUUGUUUUGAAGUGCUCGAAUUGGUUGACGGAUCUUCAGGAAAGGUUCACUUUUGUUUUGUAUGGGUUUCUUUUUUGUUUUGGAUCCUCACACUGUGGACUGAGAGUAUCCUCAAGAGCCCCCACCCCCUUAUGAGUGAGAAACUGUGGGAAACUGCCUUAUUUUCUUAGGGUUUCUCUGCCAAUGUUGGGGGAAACCCCAGUAAAUGUGAACUGGCUUCUCAUUUCCAAUGUGCCUUAUUUCCUAUUACAGGGAACUGAAGUACACUGUGCAGUAGCAAGAGCAACGGCCAUGCAUCCCUCACCUACUCAACCUGUUUGUUGCCUUGGUAACCGAUUGUUGCCAUAGGGACGGAGAAAAUGGCAUGCACUUUUUUCACAUGCAAACAUCACAAUUCUGAAUUACAAUCAUGAGUCACUUUCUUUGCUUAGAACAUAAUCAAUUUUUUUGUUUGCCCUGGGCUCGCUUGCUGAAUUUUUUUUUUUUUUUUUUCUUUCCCCUCCAUGUGGUGUUCUUCCAUUGUAGAUCAGAAAUUGCAUGUGUGAAUGAAGAGUUGCCUGGUUUACCAGGGGCGUAAUCCCACUCACACCCCCCACUUUGUUGAUUUAUAUUUAGCUUAAAGAUGGCCUGUCUGUGUGACAAUGCAAAUUAGUGUUCAAAAAUUGAGUUAUGGUUGUUAAUCUGGCAUGAUGCACAUAUUACAUUAAAUUGUUCUAUUUCUAAGGAUAUUUUGAUAUUUGCUAUCCCCGGAAUUAUCUCAGAAUACACUGUAGACAAUCAUUUCUCAUAAAUGACAGAUGUACAGUCACAGUUGCUUCUCCAGCUCUUUUUAUGUACAGUAUUGGAUACCACAGGACCAAAUCUCUGGUUAAAAAGCCUUACUGAGAUAGCAGAUGGCUACUGUAUAUUAAUAGGUCAAGUGAGGCCUAUUUGUGUAAGUGUGUACAUGUUUCUUUGGUUGCUUUGUCUGUUUUAGUUAUUACUGGUAUGAAAGGACAGCUUGGCUAAAAUGAGCUUUGCCAAUAGAUUUUUGUUUUGUUUUGUUUUUUGUUUUUGUUUUUGUUUUUUUUUGGCUUUUUCUCCCCCAAAAAUGUCCGCUGUGUUUACUAGGAAAGGCCAUGAUGUGUAAUACCCAAAGACUGAUCCCCACAUACCAAGCUGAGCGCAUUAAAUAUGAUUUCCGUACAGAGGUCGUUCAAUUGGGAAAUUUGUGGAUUUUUUUUUAAGCUGUUUUUGUGUGUUGUAAAUGCUAAUCUCUCACUUCUCCUACAUUUCUUUCAUUUCAUGUUGAUACCUUUACAAAUGGAGAGAUGUUUUGACUCUUUAGGUGCCUUAAAUCGGGCCUCAAGUUAGCUCAACCAUGUGGCCGCAGAAUUUUGGAGGAGAAAGUGGCAAAGGCACGUGUAAGUAAGCCCACAUCAGAUUAAACUUGGACUAUGUGUCUUUGCGGAAUGGCCAAGCUUUGGAGCUGCCUUUUUGUUUAGCUGCUGUGCAAAAGAAAAUCAGACCUACUCACAUCGUUGUUUGUACAAAUCUCUCUAUUUAUUAUGCGCCGUUGUUUUUCUAUGUUCAAUAAAAGGUAUCCCUUUUUUCAC
This is a messenger RNA of Colossoma macropomum (tambaqui), 2963 nucleotides long. RefSeq names its product syndecan-1-like. The record is from RefSeq and is a predicted model, not a curated record. Gene Ontology annotation, cellular component: cell surface; membrane. NCBI's taxonomy places the organism in Eukaryota, Metazoa, Chordata, Actinopteri, Characiformes, Serrasalmidae. The coding region runs from base 139 to 1236 and encodes 365 amino acids. Gene Ontology annotation, biological process: cell migration. The transcript is spliced from 5 exons.